GUUGGUGCUUUCCCCCGUUUGCCCCCAAGAAGCCUUUGUUGGGAAUGAAUGCCUCCACUAAAUCAUCACGACAGUCAUCGCCGUCACGCCCGCCAUUAUCGCUGCAACGUCGUUCACCCGCCUACUUUUCCAAAAGAUAUCAGACUUUGCUUGCUAAUCUAAAGAAACACAGUGCCGGUGGUAAAGAACAUAGUAUACGUCAUGCCAGCUGUUCAUUCAUACAACAAGUAGGCAAGAAACUAGGCUUUCCGCAGACCACUAUUAGUACGGCGCAGGCGCUGUAUCACCGAUUCUAUCUGUUUUAUUCAGUACGGGAUUAUCCACCACAGGAUAUCAGCAUAACAGCUAUUUUUGUGGCAUCAAAGAUCGAGGAGACGAUCAAGAAGCUGCGGGACAUUUUUGUAGUGAUUCAUAGUGUUCGACACCCAGACAGCAAGGAACUUGAUCCAGAACAGGUGUCUGAGGAUCGACGGAAGAGGAUUAUUGGCUAUGAGAAGGUGAUGCUGGAAACGCUGUGCUUCGACUUUCAAAUUCGGCACCCUUACGAGAUUAUGGUCAAAUUUGUAAAAUACAUUCAUGCACACCAAUCCAUUGACGGACGUGUCCUUGCUCGAAGGGCAUAUAUGCUCCUGACCGACAGUUACAAAACACCAUUGUGCCUGGAAUACCCCGCGCAUAGUAUUGCGGCAGGCGCUAUAUGGCUAGCCAACCGGCUGCUCAAGGAUGAAGAUGACGGUUUCACUGGGUUGGAUGAAAGUAGGCCGUGGGAUCUUGUGUUCCGGACGCGAAUGGAGGAUAUGGAGGAUGUGUGUCAUCAAAUCCUGGACCUGUAUAUACAAAUUUGCCCUGACGAGGAAAUGCAUCGAUACACGCGAAUCAAAAUUCAAUUGAACCAAGAGUUACAAAGCCGAGGCCCGGACAGAUAUUUACAAGGUCAUCCGGAUCCCGAAGGCUUGGGGAGUUCGGUAGUGUCAGAUAAGCCAAUUGUAUAUAGUAAUAGCACCUUAGACAUGGCCAACACCAACCAGCAUACAGUUUGCUAUCAGUUUGUGAGUAUGUCACCUCACGAUAUCCAAUAGAAUCGUUGCAGAUUUGAAUACACUCCGUUGACUGGUCGGUGCUUAGAAAUCGUGAGCGAUUGAGCUGCAAUGAAAGGCGUGUGUAUGAGAAGAGUC
Messenger RNA from Umbelopsis ramanniana AG, 1175 nucleotides. RefSeq lists its product as uncharacterized. Lineage: Eukaryota; Fungi; Mucoromycota; Umbelopsidomycetes; Umbelopsidales; Umbelopsidaceae. Gene Ontology annotation, biological process: regulation of transcription by RNA polymerase II; positive regulation of DNA-templated transcription, elongation. The coding region runs from base 45 to 1079 and encodes 344 amino acids. Gene Ontology annotation, cellular component: nucleus; cyclin/CDK positive transcription elongation factor complex. The transcript has 5 exons. Gene Ontology annotation, molecular function: cyclin-dependent protein serine/threonine kinase activator activity. The record is from RefSeq and is a predicted model, not a curated record.